Messenger RNA from Nycticebus coucang (slow loris), 3910 nucleotides. It is a transcript of the gene SLC35F3, whose product is annotated as solute carrier family 35 member F3. Gene Ontology annotation, biological process: thiamine transport. The coding region runs from base 1195 to 2682 and encodes 495 amino acids. The record is from RefSeq and is a predicted model, not a curated record. The transcript has 6 exons. NCBI's taxonomy places the organism in Eukaryota, Metazoa, Chordata, Mammalia, Primates, Lorisidae. Gene Ontology annotation, cellular component: membrane.
UGCACUCUGCAUCUUCCUGCCCUGCAGCCCAUGCAAGAACAGACAGACUUAUCAGCAGUCCAGAGGUGGUCACACAUUUGGUUUCCCAGGAACUUUCCAACUAGGACGUACACACACAUGAAAAGUAAGAGAAGGAAGUCAAUUAAAUAUUAAUAAAGCAGGUAAUGAAGCAUAAUAGAGUUGAUUGAUGUCAAACAGAAUUCAGGCCAAUCAAGUACAUCAUCUCAACUUAUCUACCCAUGUAACCUUUGGCUGAAACAGAUAUACCCAAGGCUGGUGGCUAAUAAUAACAUUAGCUAAUACCUGCAUGAUAGACUACAUUGAAUCCAGAUUUUGCCUAAUAGAAUUAUAAUGUUUCAGAAAGUAUGAUGUACAGAACCCAGCUGAAUAUUUUAUUAUUAAACUAUCAAGUUUAAACAGUAUUUCUAGAGCUCACAUUUGACUCUACUAUAUUCAGUGCUCAUCUCCUGUACCCCUGUGGGAAGAUGGCCUCUUAGCACGUGUCCCGUCUAGCAAAGCUCAGGAACGAUAUAUAAAAGGCAAGCACAUUGCCUUCUGGAAAUUUGCAUCCGUCCAUAGUUACACCUGACAAAAGCUAACACAACACAAGCUACAGCCUUGUUUAAAUUUCCAGCUGACUGACAUGCACACAAUCGUGAAUGAAAAGCAAACAGUGGAAAAUAAUGCCUUUUCCCCUUCUCACGGUCUGCGGGGAAAAUGCUGUGGCAGAGCCAGGCGUUGGGCUGCAGCCUGGUUUCCAGAAAUCACACAGCUCUUGGGAGAAUGGAGUGUCUGUGGCCUUUCACACACCAGCUGCCAGAAGUUGUGGUUUUUAAGUAAAGCUUCAAAGUGGGCCUGGAGGCUAUCAGCAGGAAGCCAGUUAAAACAGAUAGAAAAAUAAGAGGGUCAGGGGAAUCUAUUUUUUGCUGUAUGUGCAAAAAUAAAAGGAGAGUCUUGGCAUCUGCGCCUUUUAGCAACGGGCAGGGGAAAGCUUCAGUCAAGGUCCCGGGACCCUUUAGAGGUCAAGAUCGCCUCCUAUAGGAAUCUCCAGCUCCCAGCACUGCCAAGCACCCGGUAACUGGGCAGUCCAUCCAGGCAGACGUAAACUAGAGCGAAAAUAUCCCAGCCGCUCUCUGUGAUACGGACAAGUUUCCCAAGAUGCUAAUUCAGGAGUCUGGGGUGUGACCGGACUUUAUGAAUUUUCAGCAAGCUCCCGGGGGAGGAGGCGAGGCGGGAGAGGGUCUGAUGCUGCCCGGCUGGCCCACGGCCCACACGUGGAAGGCCAGGUCGGUGGAGGACGGGCGGACCACUGCAAACGUCUUCUGUCGCAGUUCUGCAUCACACGGCUGUCCCCAGGAAGCUGCCGCGCGCCCCCAACCUCCCCGCCCCCAGGGGCUGGCGGGGCCGGCGGCUGCGGGGUGGGUGCCCGCGGCGCCCCCAGCGGCGAGCCGAGGUCUGCGCGCCCGCCUAACCACGGCCUUCUCUUCCCCAGGGGAGGAGCGACCCCGGGACUCCCCGGGCCCGGCGGAAGCCCAGGCGCCGGCCGGGGCGGAGGCCGGCGGGAGAGCGAGCCGCCGCUGCUGGACAUGCUCCCGGGAGCAGCUCAAGAAGAUCUUCUGGGGCGUGGCGGUCGUGCUGUGCGUGUGCUCCUCCUGGGCGGGCUCCACGCAGCUGGCCAAGCUGACCUUCAGGAAGUUCGACGCGCCCUUUACCCUGACGUGGUUCGCCACCAACUGGAACUUUCUGUUCUUCCCGUUGUACUACGCGGGGCACGUCUGCAAGUCGGCGGAGAAGCAGUCGGUGAAGCAGAGAUACAGGGAAUGCUGUCGAUUUUUUGGAGACAAUGGCUUGACUUUGAAGGUGUUUUUUACCAAGGCAGCACCCUUUGGUGUUCUUUGGACACUCACAAACUACCUGUACUUACAUGCAAUAAAGAAAAUAAACACUACGGAUGUCUCCGUGUUGUUCUGCUGCAACAAAGCUUUUGUGUUCUUGCUCUCAUGGAUCGUUCUCAGGGACAGGUUCAUGGGAGUGAGGAUUGUAGCUGCCAUCCUCGCCAUUGCUGGCAUUGUGAUGAUGACCUAUGCUGACGGCUUCCACAGCCACUCUGUCAUCGGCAUCGCGCUGGUCGUGGGCUCCGCAUCCAUGUCUGCCCUCUACAAGGUUUUGUUCAAGCUCCUCCUGGGCAGUGCUAAGUUUGGAGAAGCCGCCUUAUUUCUGUCCAUUUUGGGUGUGUUUAACAUCCUCUUCAUCACCUGCAUUCCCGUCAUCCUCUACUUUACCAAAGUGGAGUUCUGGAGCUCCUUCGGCGACAUUCCCUGGGGAAACCUUUGUGGAUUUUCAGUUCUCUUAUUGACGUUCAAUAUUGUGUUAAAUUUUGGAAUCGCCGUUACUUAUCCCACUCUGAUGUCUCUUGGAAUCGUCCUCAGUGUACCUGUGAAUGCAGUGGUUGAUCACUACACCAGUCAGAUCGUCUUCAAUGGGGUCCGGAUCAUCGCCAUCAUCAUCAUCGGCCUGGGUUUUCUGCUCCUGCUUCUGCCGGAAGAGUGGGACGUCUGGCUGAUGAAGCUGCUCACCCGCCUCAAAGUGAGGAAGAAGGAGGAGCCUGCGGAGGGCGCUGCAGACCUGGGCUCGGGACCUCAGGGCAAGCACCGGAGAACCCGUCCUUCCUUUGCACGCUGAUGCCGCUCUGGACUCGGUGGUGACACCCUCACAGUGUGACUGGGAGGUCUAGUCCUGGCGGAGGAGCCCCAGGGGGUAAGGUGUACAUACCUGUGCAGUCUGGUCAUCCACGGUAAGUCCUAUGGUUUGUAUUGGCAUGUCCAAUUUGCUUGCACUUUCCACAUCAGACCUUCCACUUAACGGUACCAAUUCAAUAUGAAAGAGGAAAGAAGGACCUCUCAGCGCUCAAUCAAUGAAUGUGAAGCGGGUUCAAAUGAUCCUCUGCAGAGAUUGUUUUGGAGGACUGAGGUUCUUGACAAGCCAGGGCAAAUGUUCUGAAUCUUAGCAGCCGAACAUGACAUUGAACACUGUGAUUUUUUUUCAGCUAUGGUAGGUCAUAUUUUGUUUUAUACCAGAGCUGUACUCUUAAUUUUAAGGAAUUUCAAUGAACCAAAAGAUAACUGUCCAUGAAUUUGGUGGAGGGAGGGAGGGAUGGCUGGGAUGUGAAGAGGUGAGAUGGACAUGGAUAAUGGACAUUGAAAACCAUCAGAGGACAGUCUUGUGCCAGGAAACGGGAAGGGACGGAUCAGUCCAAGCCACGCUGGCCGGCUCGCACGUGUCUGCGUAGAUCAUGCAAGAGAAAUUACAGUGCCUUCUACAGAGCCCUCAUCUUACCUAUGUGAAGCGAGGUGACGUGAUAAGUCACUGGCGCCGUCUUCUAAUUUAGAUGUAAAAACUUUAGAAACAAAUAAAACUAUAUGUAUGUGUGUGUGUGUGUGUGUGUGCGUGCAAACACGACAAAGCUGAUGACCAGUGUCUAUGGAACGUGGUCUGUGGGCACAGUAGGCGUUUAAGGUAGAUGGUGCAGCGGGGCGAUUGCUGGUUGCUUUUACUUCCCAACCAAGACUGAAAAACUAUUUACUGAAUCUGUAAACCUUUUUAUCAGACUUUCAAGCACCAGGCUGUUUACUUACACACUUUAGGUCUGCCAGAAAAUUCUAUCUGUGAUAGAUCUGUAAAGAGGGACGGGGGUUAGAGUUUACUAUUUUUGAAGUUUACAUUGUUACAUAUGAAAUGGAAACAUUAUUUUGAAAUGUUGUCAUAACCCAAUGGUGCAUUCUGUAACCAUGGAGUCUUCUGUUUCCUGUGGGAAAGGGGCAUUCAUGACCUGAACUUUUUAGCAAAUUACUAUUCUGUCUCCAUUACCUGUUUGGCCAAACAGAUUAAUAAAAUAUUUGAAAAAGAAGCA